AGAUAUAUAUAUGGAUUUACUUCUUUCAAGAAGAGUUAACAGUGCCAUGAUGAAUGCUAUAUUGUUCCUAUUUGGAAUAAUUUUAUCCUUCGCUCAACUACAAUUUACAGAAGCACAAAUAGGUGCAUGCUAUGGAAGAGAUGGAAACAAUCUACCACCUCAGCAACAAGUCAUAAACUUAUACAAAUCAAAAGGAAUCACAAGAAUGCGAAUAUACGAUCCAGAUGAAGCAACACUCCAAGCUCUCAAAGGUUCAAACAUAGAAUUAAUACUUGGUGUCCCCAGUGACAAGAUUCAAUCCCUCACAGAUUCUAAAACCGCCACAAAUUGGGUCAACACAAAUGUUAAACCAUAUUCACCAAGUGUCAAAUUUAGGUACAUUACUGUUGGCAAUGAAAUUGAACCUAGUGACCCUUUAUCAAAAAAUGUUGUCACAGCAAUGCAGAACAUUCAGAAAGCAAUUAAUUCGGCGAAUUUACAAAACCAAAUCAAAGUGUCAACAGCAAUAAAAACAGAUCUAGUAACAAAUCCUUACCCACCUAAUAAAGGUGUUUUUAGUGAUCCUGCAUUACCAUAUAUAAAGCCAAUUGUGAAUUUCUUAGUUCAAAAUGGUGCACCACUUCUUGUAAAUGUGUACCCUUAUUUUUCCUAUGUUGGUAACCAAAAAAGCAUCAGUCUUGAAUAUGCAUUGUUUACUCAAAAAGGGAAAAAUGAUGCUGGGUACCAGAAUUUGUUUGAUGCAAUAUUGGAUUCUGUGUAUGCUGCUCUUGAGAAAGUGAAUGCACCCAAUUUGAAGAUUGUUGUGUCUGAGAGUGGUUGGCCAUCACAAGGGGGUGUUGGAGCUAGUGAUCAAAAUGCAGGAACUUAUUAUAAGAAUUUGAUUAAUCAUGUUAAGGGUGGAACUAUAAAGAGGCCUAAGGGACCAAUAGAGACUUAUUUGUUUGCUAUGUUUGAUGAAGAUUUGAAGAAAGGUGCUGAAACUGAGAAACACUUUGGUCUCUUUAGACCAGACAAAUCUCCUAAGUACCAAAUCACUUUCAAUUGAAAGUUGAAACUGUUGCAUGCAUGUGAUUGUACUUUGGUGCAUUUGAUUCUCUGUUUUUUGUAACUCUUAUUUAUUUAAAAUU
This is a messenger RNA of Arachis duranensis, 1127 nucleotides long. Its product is annotated as glucan endo-1,3-beta-glucosidase. Gene Ontology annotation, biological process: carbohydrate metabolic process. Gene Ontology annotation, molecular function: hydrolase activity, hydrolyzing O-glycosyl compounds. Gene Ontology annotation, cellular component: plasma membrane. The transcript is spliced from 2 exons. Lineage: Eukaryota; Viridiplantae; Streptophyta; Magnoliopsida; Fabales; Fabaceae. The coding region runs from base 11 to 1045 and encodes 344 amino acids. The record is from RefSeq and is a predicted model, not a curated record.